AUGACAUCAAAAUAUACUGACAUGUUAGAUGAGGUAAAAUAUAUUAAUAAUCUUUUUAAAGAACGGGGUUAUGAUCAUGAUAUGAUGUUGGACAUUAACACAUAUGUUAUAAGUGAACAGGGGAAGAAGUAUGUACCUCUUUUGGACUUGAAUAUGAAACAGAAUUCUGAAAUGGAAGAUAAAACUGUCUCUACAACUAAAAAUGUUAACAACACUUAUAACAGAGCGUGUAUAAUCGAAUUUGGUCCCCAUAGUAAUUAUAUUAAAGGUAUUAUGAAUCGGAACUGGCAUAUAUUCCUAACAGAUCAAGCAACUGGGAAGACGUUGACUAAAAAAAUUAAGGAUGAAUUUCAAGAACUCUAUCACUUUCUCAAACAAGAGGAACAAGCCAUUCUUUCACAACUGAUGAGUGAGCAAGACAAAGUCCUGGAAGUACACAAGCGCAACAUAAGUCUUCUGUCACAGCAGCAAGAAAAACUUCAGACUCUAAUUACAGAAAGUGAAGAAGCACUAAAACUACAGGAUGCACUAUUUUUGAAAGCUAUCAGAAAGAUUAACAACAGUCAACAUCAGAGUUUUCAAAUUUCAGUUGAAUCACCAAAACUGAACCUUGCUGAGUUCCAGUUUCCUCUACAGUACCUUGUAUGGAGAAAGAUGAGGACACUAAUUAAUCCAGCUCACCUCAACCUCAAUCCUAAUACAGCAAAUUCCUUUCUAAUUCUUUCUGAAGACCAAACUUCUGUCAGACUGGGAACCAAGCAGGAUGUCUCUGAUAAUGCCGAACGGUUUGACUGCUAUCCUGCUGUUCUGAGUAUUCAAGGAUUCUUCUCAGGAAUACAUUACUGGGAAGUGGAAGUGUGUGAUGAAGAUGGAUGGUGUAUAGGAGUUGUGAAGGAAUCUGUGAAGAGGAAGGAGUAUAUCUUUGCAUCUCCAGAAAAUGGAUACUGGACUUUGGCAAGAAGAAACUGCAGUAAUUACUAUGCCGGUAUUUCACCUGUUGCUAUAAUGCAAGAAGUCAGGAGAAUCCUUGUCUAUCUGGAUUAUUCAGCAGGGCAGCUCUCGUUUUAUAAUGCUGACAACAUGUCGCAUCUAUACACUUACAGUGCCGUUUUAUUUAUUGAAACAAUAUAUCCUUUCUUUUUAACUUUUAAUAAAUGCAUUAAAAUUAUUUCUUCUGUGGUUACAAAAUAAUAUUUUAUACACAGUAACUGUAAGCGUUAUUAUCAUAAAAACAACAUACUUCCAUUUCUGGCCUUUUAUUUGCUCUUCUGCACUAAUUUCAAAAUGUAAUACUACUACUAUUUCUUACUAAAACCACUCAAAGAAAAAUAGCUAUAGAGCAGAAACAUCUCAGUUUUCUUUUCACUGUAUAUAAGGACACAAGUACAAAUACUGCGGUCAAAACACACAGUCUCU
Messenger RNA from Protopterus annectens (West African lungfish), 1416 nucleotides. Its product is annotated as nuclear factor 7, ovary-like. The record is from RefSeq and is a predicted model, not a curated record. Lineage: Eukaryota; Metazoa; Chordata; Ceratodontiformes; Protopteridae. The transcript is spliced from 5 exons. Gene Ontology annotation, molecular function: protein binding. Bases 1 to 1191 code for a protein of 396 amino acids.